CAAGCGUCUCACUGCUCUCAUUGUCCUCCAUGUAAGGCUGGUUAGAAGCACCAGUCCCUGGACUGCUCCUCUGCGCAGACAGGCUCUGGCCGAUGAUCUGGAGGGCAAACCUCUGCUGGAAGUGGAGGUCCUGGAAGAUGGGCAGCUGAAAAUUAGUUUGUUUGUGAAAUACAGUCCUCUUUGUGAAGAACCUAUUGAGAGCGUCCAAGGAGGACAGCUGCAUUGUGGAGCCAGAGCAAACCAGCCAAGUCCGUUUUAGAUCCGUCUUUGUUGCCUGAAGGAAGACCACUGAAAGAGCAGGAAAAACACUUCCCUUCGGAUUAUUUGACUCCAGCUGACUUUUCUUAAGAAUGGGUGCCACCUUCAAAAAGUUCUGCUGCUGCUGCUGUGUGGUCGAUGAAGAGGAUGAAGACGAAAAGCAGCCUCUAGUACCUCAGGAUCCGUUGGAGUACUUUAACCGUGAAGUCCAGAAGCGUCGAGACGAGGAGACCAACCUGUGGAGUGAGCCGGGGGACACCAGCCACACUGAGAGAGAUGAUGACCGGGCGCUUUAUGUCCUGCUGCAGGCCAGGAAUAAGACACGCAUGGGAUCCACGGGAUACCGUCGUCUGAGUGUCGACAUCGAGGCCAUGAGAGACACCCGGCGAGAAGUCAGAGAGAAAUGGAAGACGAUCUUGGAAAACCUUGGAUUCAUGGCUGAGGCCGACUCCCUGCUGACGGUGUCCGCCGGUGCCUCACAUGACCGCAUGCGUAAUGCCCCGGCAGCCCGUGACCUGCUUCAUACGCUCCACUCUGAGACGUCCGUCUUCAACAGCAGGGAGCCACCUCCAGAAAGAUAUCUGUUCAUCCUGGAUCGUCUCAUCUACUUAGACAUAGCUGAAGAUUUUUUGGCGAAGGCAAGGCGCUUCUACCCUCCGAGGGAUGAUUCUGACGAGGAGACGCCGGGCCUCGCCAUUAACCUGCCACUGCUGCUGGCCAGGGUAGAGGCCAUGAACGGAAGAGGCGACGGGGACGAGGAAGAGAGCGAAACGGAAGAUGGAAACUCGAGCGACAGAUCUUAAGACAUGCUGGCUGCAGUAACAGUAAACACAAGGCAGGGGGCAGUAGUCCUCAACCCUGGAGAUUCAGGUGAUAGAAUGUCAUAGCUCUACUCUUCAAGCAUUGUUGCCUCACACAGUGUUGCUGCUGCUUAUUGGAAGUUUUAGCCUCAACCAUUUCUCCUCGUUCUCCCUCAGCAGCACGUCUUUCCUGUUUUCCCUUGUCAAAAUCUGAAAGGGCUCGAUUGUUACGCAUGUGUUGACUGGAUGUGUGCUUUUCUGUCUAGUGAAGGGUUUUUUACAAAAUUUCCAGUUUGCUCAUUGUUCAUUUGUUGUGAACCUCCAGGGUGAGCAGAGCCUCUGUAUAUUUUGUCCUAUGAUCAUCAGCACUCGUUUCAUUCAGUCUUAUGAUCAGUAACAGCACUGAAUAAACAGCCAGUCUGGUGUCAGAUUUGAGCAGAAUGUAUGUGUGUGUGUGUGUGUGAUCAACACUUCUAUCUCCUUCAAUACUGCUUUUGGCUUCAAACUGUUUGGGGAGCAGCAAAAAAAAAAAAAAAAAAAAAAAGAAGGAAAUGCAACGUAGUCGGUACUGUCGGUACUUUUCAGUCGAUCAUGUGUGUGCGACUGAGAAGAAUAUCAGGUGAAGCAUGUGACGGUGUUUUAAUGUCUCCAGCAUUUUGUUGACAAUGUGAAAAGAUGCCAUGAAGUAAAGUUCCAGCCUUGA
Molecule: messenger RNA, 1761 nt
Organism: Mugil cephalus (flathead mullet)
Lineage: Eukaryota; Metazoa; Chordata; Actinopteri; Mugiliformes; Mugilidae
Gene: mreg
Product: melanoregulin
Exons: 6
Coding region: 351-1061 (236 amino acids)
Biological process (GO): melanosome transport
Cellular component (GO): melanosome
Source: RefSeq, a predicted model, not a curated record